Molecule: messenger RNA, 1094 nt
Organism: Sorghum bicolor (sorghum)
Lineage: Eukaryota; Viridiplantae; Streptophyta; Magnoliopsida; Poales; Poaceae
Product: universal stress protein PHOS34
Exons: 4
Coding region: 233-772 (179 amino acids)
Source: RefSeq, a predicted model, not a curated record
UAUCCCCACCGUCUACGGGUGCGCCGUGAUUCGUAUCAACCACCCAAAAGAUACCGCGGAAGCGAGCCACCGUUACACAAACCGGGAGCCGCCCGCGCGGCGUUUUCCGAACAUAAAAAGCCGGCCCCGGAAUCUCUUGGCCGUCCCCAUCCACGAGUCGCAGCUUCCAGUGACCAAGCAGGCCCCCGAGAUCGAUUUGGUUGCGUGACGACGAGUGUGCAGCGACGCGAGCAUGGGAGGCGAGACUGCGGCAGCGGCGGCGGCGGCGGCGGCAACGAAGCCAGGGCGGCGCAUCCUGGUGGCGGUGGACGAGGGCGACGAAAGCGUGCAGGCGCUGCGGUGGUGCCUCGGCACCUUCGCCGCGGCGUCGCGCGGGGACACCGUCAUCCUGCUCUACGUCCGCCCGCCGCCGCCCGCCUACUCCGUUCUCGACGCCUCCGCCGCGGUAGGCUACCUGUUCGCGGAGGAGGUGACCGCGGCGAUCGACAGGUACAGCCGGGAGGUGGCGGACGCGGUGGUGGAGAAGGCGCAGAAGCUCUGCACGCUCUACAGCAAGGACGUGGAUGGGAGUGACCACGAGAUGAAGGUGGAGGCGAAGGUUGCGGUCGGGGACGCCAGGGCCGUCAUCUGCCAUAUGGCGGACAAGCUCGGCGCCGACGUUCUGGUGAUGGGGAGCCAUGGCUACGGCUUCUUCAAGAGGGCUGUCCUUGGAAGUGUCAGUGAUUACUGUCUCAGGAAUGCGAGCUGCCCUGUUCUCAUCGUCAAGCCGUAGCAGUAUAGCUAUAGCACGAACCAAAUGCUUCAGCAUCACAAACAUGAGUCCAUGAUGCCGAAGCUGCUGCUCUGCAAUUUCGCUUUUGCCCCCAUGUUUUUUCCCUGUUUUUUUUUUUCUAAUUUAGUUUUGCUUCAAAUCUACGUGUUUUGCAAGAUAGGAAGAUGUGUGUGCAACCUGUGUUGUUCACAGCAACGGAGCGGCAUGUGUACAAACUUAUAUAGUGGUACCACGGCACCACCAGUGUAAUAGGAUCUUGAUGCUACUUGUUAUACAGUACUUAUAUUAUAAGAACAGUUGCCUAGUAGGCGUUUGACCGAAA